Molecule: messenger RNA, 775 nt
Organism: Asparagus officinalis (garden asparagus)
Lineage: Eukaryota; Viridiplantae; Streptophyta; Magnoliopsida; Asparagales; Asparagaceae
Exons: 5
Coding region: 167-607 (146 amino acids)
Source: RefSeq, a predicted model, not a curated record
AGGUUUUUAAACCUCGACGAUAAAGUUGACGAGCUUCAUUUCACGACUCUCCUCAUGUAUUGGGACAGCGUUGCCGCCCAGAAUAAAUCAAUGAAGGGAUCAGAGAAUAGAAGGAAGAAGAUGCAUGACCACCACUCAGGCGUACACUCCUAUGCCAACCUAGAGAAUGGGAAAAUCAAGAAUGUUGAUACACUUGAAGGCAAUGGCGACAUAUGGUACUUUCAGUGAUCGAUAUAGGGGUGAGGACAAGAAUCGGGAUAAGAUUAAGGCAAAUCUCGAGUUGGUGGAGGGUUUUGAGACUGCAACUAUUGAGUAUGCAACAGUGUACAUGUUGCAGGAGGGAGAACAAGGUGAGCCGGACUCUCACAUGCUUUCUGCAGAGGAUAACAUCACUCUCACUCAGAACCUGAUGGGAGAUAAUAGGAGAGGAAGAUAUCCUUUGCAUGAUGUUGGAACUUCACCAAGGAUAAGCAAAAAAUCAUCCAUAGCAUUCUCCAUGCCAUCUACAAUAAUGAGAGCAGCCCCAAGCAGUUUCAAAGCUAUGUUAUUUGUCCUACGUAUCUCUGCAUAUUUGUUUCACAAGAUUGACCUAGAGUUGCAUAUUUAGGUGACUAAUGAUGAGCAACAAAGUGAGGAGGGCCAACAUGAUGGACGAUGUCAUAGCUUAUGUUAUAAAAUAUUUAGGCGGUGUGAUUCCCUAUAGCGUGUAUGGUGGUAUCAUACAGCUCAUUGUAGGAUUGAAAAAUUAAAGUUUGAUUGAUUUAUUAUUUUAAGA